GCAGUCGCGGCGUGUCAGGCCCAGGGCGCCCCGCGGGGGCGUGUGCGCCGCGCGCGUGCGGGCCAGGCUGGCCGCGGGGCGGUACCUCCCCCGACCCGGCGUCUGUUUACCAACAAACUGCCAGCGCUCGGCAGCGACGCAUUCCGACUAGCUGAAUAAGCACCGCGCUGGCGGUCUGGUCUCGAAUCCCCUGCGGGUCGGUGGCAGCGGGAUCAGAACGGCGGUGCAGGUCCCCGAGCGCUGGAGAGCGCGCCUGCGGUGCCCUGAGCCCCCGCAGCCGCCGCGCCUCCGCCACGGCCCUGCUCCCUUCGCCCCGGGCCGUACCGGCCCCGCCAGCUCUCUCGCAUUUCUGCCGUUGAGACCGAGGUUUCCAGACUGCCCCAGUCGCCACGACACCGCAGCAGCCCUCUCGGAGAGCCCCCGAGGUAGCUGGGCCUGGAGCGCGCGCACCGCCCCUCCGAUCUCUCAGUUCUGAAUUUCCCUACCGCGGGCUGCCCCGGGGGGCGGGCCCCGGCUCCAGCCUCGGUGAGGUCACCGCGUGCGGCAGCCAAUCCGCGGCGUCUAAGUGGGCGGUGCCCCCGUCGGGUCCCGGGAACCGUACCCAAGAGCUAGACGAGGGGGGCCCCAUGGAUUUAGGGGGGAGGGGAAAAGCCAUGGGGGGCACCCCUUCGGAACCCCUUUCCCAGGCGCGCGCUCUCCGCUGGAAGAGGUGCAGAGAGACACUUUCCCGGGAAUCUUAAGUGUGCGGGAGGCUGGCCGGGGGCUCAUCCGGUCCCAACGCCCGAGGUUCGGAAAAAAGAGAGUUGGCGGAGGGAGCGGACUACGUGCCGGGCCAUGGCCUAGGCCCUUCGGCCUCGGCCCCGGCCGCAAUGACCUCUUUGCCCUGCCCCCUCCCUGGCCGGGACGCCUCCAAAGCCAUCUUCUCGGACUUCGCCCCUGUCCCAUCGGUAGUGGCUACCUACCCGCUUGGCCUGUCCCCCGCAACCUCAGUCGCCUCCGAUCUGCCCUACUCUGGGCCUUAUGGCCACCUCCUGUCCUACUCCUACACUGCGCCGGCGACCCCGGGAGACUCCUACCUGCCCUGCCAGCAACCGGCGGCGCCCUCUCAGCCGGAGCCGAAGGCAGACUCGGAGAAGCCGCCGCUGUCCCCGGAGUCCUCGGAGCAGCGCCGGCAGGCCCCGACCAAGAAGCUCCGCAAGCCGAGGACCAUCUACUCGAGUCUGCAGCUGCAGCACCUGAACCAGCGUUUCCAGCACACGCAGUACCUGGCGCUGCCCGAGAGGGCCCAGCUGGCCGCGCAGCUCGGCCUCACCCAGACGCAGGUAAAGAUCUGGUUUCAGAACAAACGCUCCAAAUACAAGAAGCUCCGGAAGCAGAGCUCUGGAGAACAGGAAGGGGGCUUCCCUGGGAGACCCCCCUCCUUGUCUCCCUGCUCCCCGCCCCUUCCAUCCCUCUGGGAUCUGCCCAAGGCGGGGGCCCUGCCCACCGGUGGCUACCGCAACAGCUUUGGAGCCUGGUAUCAGCAUCACUCCCCAGAUGUCCUGGCUCCAUCUCAGAUGAUGUGAGACCUGAGAAGGGUGGGUCGGGCCCCCCCCCGUGGGUCGGCCCCCCCCCAAUCCUCCACAAAGCCCAGGACGCAGCUCACCUGCACCCCUUCUGGUCCCGGAGGAAACCAGCUCCAGAUGGGGUUUCUCAAGUGGACAAGGAGUUAGAGGAGAACAAGCAUGGGGUGGAGUCCUGUCUCCCUUGCCCUGUAACCCAAACAGCCUAAUCAAUGACUUUGGUCUUCGCCACUGCCCCCCACCACGACCGUGGACAGAGGCUCUGGAGGGAGAGUCAUUGGCUGAAGUUCAGACUCCUCCCAGGACCCCUAGUCUUCCCACCCUUUCCCUGGACUGCAGGCUACCACAGCCUGGCAGCAAAACCAAGAAACACUCGAGUAUUUUUUCCUCUCUGUGUGCCUUGGGCCUCGCCCAGCCCUGUUAUGAGCAAAAGCGGAAGUGAAGUGGGCAUCCCAAGCCUUCAAGAUGAGCGCCAUGACGCGCUCACCGAUUUUUCUGGAGGUCGGCCCGUUGCCCCCGUGACUGACACACCUCGGCACCAUCUCGUGAGGUAGAAGAGACGCCAAGAAUGUGGAGUUUGUGGACUUGUGGGCAAUUCACGCUCUUCUCCUAAAAAAGCCUUGUUCCUCCCGUGUCUGUUCAGUUGUGGUAGAUAACACAUCCAAUGAUCCUUAUGAUUCAAUGGGUAUUUAUUAAGAGUCUAUCCCCUCCUUUCCCACCCGUAAUACCCAACAUCCCCACAGGCACACCCUCUUGGGAACCCGUAGGGUAACAUUUUGGGGAGAAUGGGGGGCAAAUGGACUCUCUGGAUGAGUGUAAGUAGAGACACCCCCAAAUACGGAGGGUGGGCUGGCAGUUCAGCUCCUCACAGCCGUCUCUGUCCAAAGGAACUGCUCCUAUUUAUAACCCACCUAGCGUCCCGCACACCCGGAGCUUUCGGAGAUUAAAUCUGUACAGAAGCCUGGGCCCUGGCUGUGCG
Molecule: messenger RNA, 2541 nt
Organism: Ailuropoda melanoleuca (giant panda)
Lineage: Eukaryota; Metazoa; Chordata; Mammalia; Carnivora; Ursidae
Gene: DLX4
Product: distal-less homeobox 4
Exons: 3
Coding region: 870-1565 (231 amino acids)
Biological process (GO): embryo development; cell differentiation; regulation of transcription by RNA polymerase II
Molecular function (GO): DNA-binding transcription factor activity, RNA polymerase II-specific; RNA polymerase II cis-regulatory region sequence-specific DNA binding
Source: RefSeq, a predicted model, not a curated record